Messenger RNA from Chara braunii, 3711 nucleotides. The record is from the annotation of a GenBank genome assembly. NCBI's taxonomy places the organism in Eukaryota, Viridiplantae, Streptophyta, Charophyceae, Charales, Characeae.
UUACUGUGCCGAACAUCAAGGUACGCAUGCUCUGUUGGUUGAGGAGGAGUGACUUAGCGGUAACUCUGUGGUUUAUGUGCCAGGUGAUUCGUGCACGAGCAAGGGCAAUUGAGCUUGAAAGACGCAUGGCUGUGGUUGCCUCUGGCGGAGAUCUAACUGUGUCGGAGCAGGUACAUCAGUAUGAGUCAACAAUGGAAAGGGAACAGAGCAAGAUUCGCAAAGCAACUUUGGCACGUGCCCGCAUGAGGCGUGCUAUGAGCUGCAGGGAGAGGAAUUUGAGUGGCAGUGAGGCUGGGAGCUUGUGGAGUGACCACCACCUGUCUGCUGCUGGAGAAGGGCUCACUGCCACUGCUCCUGGGCUUGCGGGUCCGGAUUCCCGCAGGACGAGUUGUGGCAGCAGUGCCUGGGGGAUUCCCGAGGGUUUCAAAGACAUUGGUAGAUCACAGAGCCAGGUGAAGGGAGGGAUUGGGGGGGGAAGAGGAUUGAGAUUCGCUGGGGAGGCCGCAAGUGGUGGGUGGAGCUCUAGUUCUGGCAGGGAGCUGAUACGAUCAUCUCUAACAGGAAGCAUAGGGAGAAAGUUAAGCCCUGUUUUUAGGGGACGAGCACAAAAUGAGAAAUGUCUUGAAAUGCUGCAGAGGAGCACCAGCUCGGGAGUUCGGGGUUCAUGUUCAAGCAUUGGAGGUGAUUUGGAGAGUUCCUCUGCGAGUCCUGCCAGGCCAUGGAGCAUGAGCCCUGCCCACUUCUCCCUGCCAGGGGGUGCAGUUUUGACAAGGAAAGUGAGGGGAAAGGGACGGGGCAGGAAGAAGCGGAACCGAUCAGGAGAUAAGGGCAAGGACAAGGAGAACAUGGAGCGAGCAGAAAUAAUUCUACAGGAUAUGGUGGUGGCCGUUGAGGAAAUGGAAAGAGGGGGAAAGCAAGUAGCAGCAGUGAGGCGUACACUUGCAACUUCAACAGCAUCUGAUCGGAAAACUGAGACGAACAACUUGCUUCAACAACAUCAACAACAUAACGAAGGGCAGAGGACACUAAGUUGGAGGCAGGAUGUGGAAAGGGACUCAGAAAAGAGAUUGCAGUCGGAGGGAACUGCUGGAAAGGACCUUGAGGCGAGGAAGGCCGCAAAAUUUCAGCAGGAGAUGGAGUGUGUGCUGAAGCAACGCUUAGAAGCGAGGAACCAAGGAAACCCAAACCACAAGGGUUGCUCUUCACAGAGAGAGGAGGACACUUCUCUUAUGAGGAACCAGAAGAAGGUAUCUUAUGGAACAGGGAAUGGAGUAGCAGAAGAGCCAUCACGAUUCGUCCUUGCACAGCACAAAACGCAGCCCCAGUGGGCUGAAGAGAGGAAGCGGGAGGUGGAGAGGGUGCUGAAGAAGCGUUUGGAAGCCAGGAAGUUGGAAGAAACAGGAGAGCAUGGGUCGAAAACUGGGGGGGAAUAUGGAGUGAAGCCUCUGCCGGGAAGAUUUGCAUGUGAAGUCAGCAUUGAGAAACAUGCUGAUGAAACAGCGAAGUCAGGACACGUGGCCGCAAAAUCCAGUUCUGUUCAGCAGAAACUGCAUCUGCAGUGGGCUGAUGAGAGGAAGCAGGAGGUAGAAAAUGCGUCCAAACAACACAGUAAGGCCAAGGAUGCGGAGAAAAUAACAGGUAACACCCAGAGAGCCCAUCCCGAGGGCAGAGCAAAGCCCGUAGCUGGAAAGACAGAGGACAAAAAAGUGGUAAGGGCAUGUCUGGAAGCAGACAGGUGUGUUGCUGCAGCGGAAGGGAAACUCAACAUCGAGAGGGAUAUGGAUGAGAAAUGCACAAAGGCAAAGAUGGGAUUCUCAAGCAAGAGAGUAAACGUGAUUGAUGGGCCACAUCAGCCUGUGGAAGGGCAGGAGGAUGAGAGAAAGAGGGAAACCGUUAGGGGAACUAGCGAGCUCUGGGAUCGGCCUGCUGUUCAUUUAAAAGAGCAAGUGUCUGAGAGGAGAAAAAAACAUGAGAGUAGCGAAGACCAAGCAGCGAAAUGCAUGCAGUGGGAUAUUCAUCAGACCAUUGAGGUCAGAAGGCAGUUGCAAAGAGCAGAAGAAGAGCCGCAAAGGAGAGAUGUUGAGGGGAGCCAUGACCAUCAAGGAGCAAAGUACAUGCAGCUGUGUCUUCGUCAGGCCAUCGAGUUCGAAAGGCGAAUGCAGAAGGUCAAGAAAGAGAAGCAGGAGGCAGAGGAAAAGGAGGAAAAACAACGUGAGGCACAGAGGGCAGCAGAGCUGCGACAUCUGGCUGAGAAGGCUGCCAUGUUGUGUGCUGCAAAGACUCCGGAGAGGAGUGAUGGACUCGUUUUGGGUAAGGGAUGGAGCAAAACCUCACAUCAAACUGAGUCAUGGAGACAGGAGGUGGCAGCAGAGCAGUGGAAAGGUGGUGCCAAUCUCAUGGCUGCGGAGCGAGAAGCUGAUGUGAGACGGGAGAGCAUGCGAGCCGCCGAGCGUCAACGGGAAGCAGAGCGAGUUGCAGGUUUUCGAAGACAGGCACAGUGGUUUCAGGAUAAAAUGGACAACUGCAAAAGACUGGAUCUGGAGAAACGAGACUUGGAAAAAGAAGCUAUCGCUCAAGCACAAGCAGAGAGGGCAGCAGAGGUGCGCCGGCGUGCUGAGAGGGCUGAGGAACUCCGACGCCUAGCAGAGAAAGCAGAAGAGGAAUGGCGAGAGGCAGAGAGGCUUGAUGAGAUCAGGAGAAAGGAAGAGAUGAAGGGCCUGACUCGGGGGAUGGAGACAGCUGACGAAAAGCAGGAACGUGGUGAAGAAAGGGCCAAGGACUUGCAGGAGAUGGAGCAAGCUCGAAACAGUAGAAAAGAAGCUGCAAGAGUUGCAGAGUUGCAUCGUCAGGCUCAGCAAAUGGAAAAGAGAAGAUGGGAAGCCAAGCGGAUUGCCAAUCUUCGUGGAGAAGCAGAUUGGGCUGCUCAGGAACGCAGAGAGGCAGAACGAGCAGAGGAGUUACAGCGUCAGUCGUAUCGGAUGUUGGAGGUCCAGAAUGAAGCCAAAAGAGCUGCUGAGCUGCAAAAGCAGCAUGAACAAGUUAUGGUCGAUAGGAGGAAGUCAGGCAGAGCUGUCAUGGAGCAGCACGAAAUUCAGGCUCAUUUGCGGCUGCGCAAGAUAAUCAAGGACAGUGUAUGUCAGGGUGGGACAGACGCAUUAGGCCAAGUGGGCCAAGGAGAGUCACUCCAAGCCAACGUGGUCAGACUCAAGGAGGAGCAGGAUGAGGACGAGGGUGAGGAGCAACAGCAGCAGCAGGGCGAGGAGGAGGAGGAGGAGGAGGAGGAGGAGGAAGAGGAGGAGGAGGAGGAGGAGGAGGAGGAGAAGGAUGAGGAGGAGGAGGAAGAGAAUGUUGAGGUGGAAGUUGUUGGUGAAGGAUGGGGCGCUUGCUUCCUCCGACGAAACAGAUUUGGGUCUUGGUUGGACUCUGAGCUGGGGGAGAGAUUGGCAGGGGUGGAUUUUCAUCACAUUGACCUUGCUUCAUUGUUGAAGGAGAUGUUACACCUGGUGGAAGAGCUGACAGAAACACAGCGUGCAUGGAGGAGAGGCAUGUUGGAGGCACGCCAUGAAUGGUUGAUGAAGUGGGGCACAAAGGAGGGGAUUGAGGCGUGGUUGAGAGAAUCUCAGACACUGAAGGGAGUUUUCAUCAAGGGUUCACGUCUGGUGAGAGAGGAUCGUGGGAGGUGAUGAAAGACAACCAGAACCCAACGCAUAG